Messenger RNA from Sesamum indicum (sesame), 2258 nucleotides. NCBI's taxonomy places the organism in Eukaryota, Viridiplantae, Streptophyta, Magnoliopsida, Lamiales, Pedaliaceae. The record is from RefSeq and is a predicted model, not a curated record.
UCGUUCAGUUGGGCUGCAAGCUGAUUGAGUCCUACAUGUCAGGGACAUCCCAUAGCCCCAUUCCCUGGUUGCGAUAAGUGUUAUAAGCCCUUUUUCUGUUUAUCUAAGAUACAGGGGACUAAGCAGAUGGUCUUCUCUUCUUUUAUCUUUUUCUUUUUUUUUUUUUUGGUUAAAGGGCAAGGUGGUGGUUAACACUUUGUGUCAGGAAGAAACUAUAUCCAGCUGCCCCUUCUAAUGUAUGUGUGAUAUAUUUUCUCGUGGCCGUGAAAAGAUCGUAUUGGAUGCAGUUCAGGCUCAAAUCAAGAAGUUCUCUUUAACAUGAUGCUUUAACAGGAUAGGAGAUCAUAUCCCAUUUUUGGCUUUAUAGUCCUCUGUAAUGUUUCUUGAUGGGUCUUGAUCCCGAAUUCAUUUGGAUUUCGUAAAUUCCAACUCUUAGUCACAACUUAUUUAAUCUUUAUGAGUUUUACCUGCAACACAUCACAUGUAUUGUGGACAUAAAGAUCCUCAGAUAUUGAAACGAAGCAAUGAAGAUCUGUGCUUGGUGAAAUUAUCACUUAUUAUUAUGUUAGCAGUAAUUGCUAGUUAAAUUUCUUCAAGCUGGCGGUUCCACUUCAGAUAUUAUUUUGGAGCCAUGACAAAAUGUUACGUGCUGGCAUAGUAUGAGCAGUCUUUCUUGCAUGCUUAAUUUGUUCUUGCGGUUAGCAUUAAUUACUCUCUUGGUUGUCGACAAAGCAAUAUAUAUUUUACUGUUGCUUCUAUUUUAUUUUAAACCUAAUCUGCUGCAGGUGCUGGAGAAUUUUCGAGGUAAUGUACAGACUAGGCUAAGAAAAUUGAAUGAGGGGGUCGUCCAAGCAACAUUACUGGCAUUAGCAGGGUUGAAGAGGUUAAACAUGACAGAAAAUGUUGCAUCUGUGCUUUCCAUUGAUGACAUGCUUCCUGCUGUAGCUCAAGGGGCUAUAGGAAUUUCAUGUAGAAGUGAUGAUGAAAAGAUGGAUAUGCUCAUCGGGAUGAGGAUGGAAAUUGCAUUUUUAAAGCAUUGGUGGCAUCCCCUGAUGGAUCCCAAGUACUUGAAACUUCUCGAAGAGGGCCAUAUGCUUUUGUUGAUAUGAUAAAGAUGAGCGUAGAUGCUGGCGAGGAACUCCUCUCCCGAGCAGGUCCAGGUUUCUUCAACCGGUAAGUCAUUUAGUGAUAAACAAAGGGAGCAAUAUGAGCACAUCAUUUGACCUCUUGAGGUUAGCAGCUAGGCUAAUGUUGUAAUUUCUUUUCGAGAUAAAUUUUUUCUUAAGUUGUAUAUCUCCUGGUAAAAGUAUCAGAGCACUCCUAAACUUAUAGGACCGGCUUCUUGGCAGCACAUGUAAAAUCUAGAAAAAACGUUCCACUAAAUUUGGUAAAAGAGCUUUGUAUUUAUAUUGGGUGGAGGAGCGCUUGCAUCCAAGUUGCCCGCCUCCAUCUUUUUAGAGAACUGGGAUCUUUAAUCCCAUCCCAGAAUAUACUUGAAUUCGUCUGGGUUGUUUUGUGAAUUGCGACUAGUUAGGCUGUGUAAUAUACUUAUUAGAUAUACAUCUACAUUUGAUAGAGUUUUGUAGUCAAAGAUCUGGUUGCAAGGACUCCUCUUGGAUGAACUUCGUCUAAUACAGUGUUUGUAGUCUCCCAGAUUUAUGUGGGAUCAGGAUUCAUCUUGUACACACCUAUAAAUAGGUGCUCCAAUGGAUACAAGAAAACACAAUUCAUACUACAUACAUUCUCAUAGAAGCUCCCCCAUAAUACUUUCUCUAUUCUCUCUUGGAACAUUACCAAAGUCUCCAAGGAUCUAAGGCGUGUGAAUUUGGAUGGAUAGUCUAGUAACAAUCCACGAGGGCGAGAAGAGGGUGUUGGUCUAAGAGAUAACAAAGGACAUGCUUGUAGAUCCAAGGGCUCACUUUGAAUCUCGUAAUCAAGUCGUAGAAAUCUGGUAUUCCUUGACUUAUCUCGCUGUAGGUUCCAAAACCAAAUUACUGAUACCCUUUAACGUGUAAUGUGUAUCAAUAAUUAUGUGAUACCUUAUAUGAUCUUUAAUUUCCAACAGUCGAAACACCGAACGUAUAACUGCUUAUAAUUUUGGGUUGCCUCGUACACUCAAAUUCAAAGAGACAUUUUAAUUUCUAGCUUUGGACAACAGAUGUAGCGGCAUUAUGCAAGUGCUUCCACAUUAUUUGGGAAUGCAUCAUGUUCUCCAAGACUCUAGGCAAUGUUUGGAUUCAUGUUUUGCAUUUUUCGAG